UUGUAGAAACCAGCGCGCUUCCAAUCAGAGUUCCCAGCUUAGCUCUCUGUUGAGCUCAAAAAACCCCCCAAACCCCAAAAGAACACAGCUUUUGAGCUCCACACCCUUCACCCACUUCUCUAUGAGACUUUCCCUCUCUCUGAAAUGCCCAAAACCCAUCAAAACCCACUUCUCUGAUUCUGAAACACCCUUAAACCCAACAAACCCCUUCUAAAACCCUAUGCCAAAAUGCCCAACUCACUACUCAAAGCUCCUCACCUCCUCAAUCCACCAACGCCUCAAGAAUCACGCCCUCUUCCCAAUUGACCUCUCAUCUCCUUCACUCCAAUCUCACCUCUCAUCUCUUUCAGUUCCUUCAGACAAUGACGAACCAGAGCCCCCAAUUUCCGACGAAAUCUUCAGGAAAGGUCCGAACUUUGGGUCUUACAAGUCAGGUGAUUCAACUUUCUAUUCACUCAUUGAGAACUAUGCGAGUCUGGGGGAUUUUGGGUCCUUGGAGAAGGUUCUGGAUCGAAUGAAACGCGAAAGGAGAGUCUUUAUUGAGAGGAGUUUCAUUGCUGUGUUUAGAGCUUUUGGGAAAGCACAUUUGCCCAAUAAAGCUGUAGACUUGUUUCAUAGAAUGGUAGAUGAAUUUCAGUGUAGGAGGACUGUUAAGUCGUUUAAUUCGGUUCUUAAUGUUAUUGUACAGGAGGGUCAUUAUGCCCAUGCAUUGGAGUUUUAUGACCAUGUUGUUGGUGAUAGAAACAUGAAUAUUUCGCCGAAUGUGCUUAGUUAUAAUUUGAUUAUUAAGGCAAUGUGUAGGUUUGGAUUGGUUGAUAAGGCUGUCGAAAAGUUUAGGGAAAUGCCGGUCAGGGAUUGUGCUCCUGAUGUGUUUACGUAUUGUACAUUGAUGGAUGGGUUGUGCAAGGUGAAUAGGAUUGGCGAGGCCGUGUUUUUGUUGGAUGAGAUGCAGAUUGAGGGCUGCUCUCCGAGUCCUGCAACGUUCAACGUGUUGAUUGAUGCAGUGUGCAAGAAGGGUGACUUGGGGCGUGCGGCAAAGCUUGUUGAUAAUAUGUUUCUUAAGGGGUGUAUUCCCAAUGAUGUGACUUAUAACACACUUAUACAUGGUUUGUGUCUCCAGGGGAAGUUGGAGAAGGCAGUGAGUCUUUUGGAUAGAAUGGUUUUGAAUAAAUGUGUGCCCAAUGAUGUCACCUACGGGACAAUCAUCAAUGGACUUGUUAAGCAAGGACGAUCUCUUGAUGGAGCUCGAGUGUUGAUAUCUAUGGAAGAAAGAGGGCGUCGUGCAAAUGAGUAUAUUUAUUCAGUUCUUGUUAGUGGAUUGUUCAAGGAGGGAAAAUCUGAAGAGGCAAUGAAAUUGUGGAAGGAGAUGAUGGAAAAGGGAUGUAAACCCAACACCGUGGUGUAUAGUGCUCUUAUAGAUGGUCUUUGUUUGGAUGGAAAACCUGAUGAAGCUAAGGAAGUAUUCUGUGAGAUGGUGCAUAAUGGUUGCAUGCCCAAUUCCUACGCUUACAGUUCCUUAAUGAAGGGUUUCUUCCAGGCAGGUCAGGGUUAUAAAGCAAUUCUUUUGUGGAAAGAAAUGACAGACAAUAAUGUUAUAAGUAAUGAGGUCUGUUACAGUGUCAUAAUUCAUGGUUUUUGCAAGGAGGGGAAAGUUAAAGAGGCCUUGAUGGUGUGGAAGCAGAUGCUUGCCAGAGGAUAUAAACCAGACGUUGUGGCUUAUAGCUCAAUGAUUCAUGGCCUUUGCAACGAUGGAUUGGUUGAGCAGGGUUUGAAACUUUUUAAUGAAAUGCUUUCUCGGGAACCUGAAUGUCAGCCCGAUGUCAUCACUUAUAACAUACUUUUGAAUGCUCUCUGCAAGCAGCGUACUAUCUCACGUGCCGUUGAUCUUUUAAACAGUAUGUUGGAUCGGGGUUGUGAUCCUGACUUAGUUACUUGUGACAUCUUCCUAACAACUUUGGGAGAAAAGCUUGACCCACCUCAAGAUGGGAGGGAGUUCCUAAAUGAGCUAGUUGUCCGGCUAAUUAAGCGGCAGAGGAUAGUAGGUGCUUCCAGAAUUGUUGAAGUGAUGCUGAAAAAGUUUUUGCCGCCGACAGCCUCUACUUGGACAAGAGUCGUACAAGAGCUUUGCAAGCCUAAGAAGGUUAGAGCAGCCAUUGACAAAUGUUGGAGCAGCCUAUAUUGCUAAUUUAUGAGUGUCUUACAGUGGCACUUUUGCAAAUAUUGAUUAGUGGAAUGUCUGUUACGUGAAAAUGUGCAAACGUUCAAAAGAGUUCCUCCUAUUCAGUCCCCUAAACAAACAGCAUAUGUCAGUUGUUACAGGUUAACCCGGGACAAGUAAACAAUAGACUUGUUGGGGAAUUGACAUUUCUAUUGGUAGAAUAGUCAAUUUGUAUUCAGGGGUGAUUUCAAGGUUCUGCCUCCUCUCUAGUAUUGCUAUUGAUAACUUUCAGCGAUUCUGGCGAUUCUGGCAUACCUUUCUUAUGGGCCAUAUCAUAGGUUGCAUGAAGGCCAAAGAAAGCAUAGUAUAUAAGCA
Rosa rugosa (rugosa rose) is the source of this 2533-nucleotide messenger RNA. Its product is annotated as pentatricopeptide repeat-containing protein At4g20090. Gene Ontology annotation, molecular function: protein binding. Bases 221 to 2185 code for a protein of 654 amino acids. The transcript has 4 exons. NCBI's taxonomy places the organism in Eukaryota, Viridiplantae, Streptophyta, Magnoliopsida, Rosales, Rosaceae. The record is from RefSeq and is a predicted model, not a curated record.